Punica granatum (pomegranate) is the source of this 1371-nucleotide messenger RNA. The record is from RefSeq and is a predicted model, not a curated record. Lineage: Eukaryota; Viridiplantae; Streptophyta; Magnoliopsida; Myrtales; Lythraceae.
AGGCAAUACUCAUUGGAGGAAACCAUUUCCUUGGUCACCAAGCAUUACUGAGUCUCAAUAUAUAUUUUUCAAAGGAAAUACUUCACCCUCCUCAGUUGGCACAUUCUCCCUCCUCCUCCUUUUCCUAUGCCACCAAUGGCCACAAAAAUCCUCACCUUCCCGACCCACAACAACUUCGAGAGCGAUUGCCGUGAAAUCCACGACUCGUUGAGUGGCGGCCUCGGCCACCUCCUCCAUGUCCUGGUCCGGCGGAGCCGCCUUGAGAUCCUCCAAAUCAGGGGUACUUACCGGGAAAUGUAUGGAGAAGACCUCGCACAGCGGCUCCAGCAGAGUGACAGCAAUGCCGUGGAGUUGUACACUGAGGCGAGGAGGGCUCUCAUGUUAUUCCUGCUUGACCCGUAUGAGCGUGAUGCGGUUCUGGCCUGCAAGGCGAUCAAGCAGGACGAGACGAACUAUGGGGUCCUCGUCGAGAUUUUCACGGGGCGAAAGUCGAGCCAUAUCGAACUCAUUAAGCGGGCAUACCUGGCCAAGUUUCGGAGGCAUCUGGACCAAGACAUCGUCAAUAUCGAGCCCCCUCACCCUUUCCAAAGAAUUCUUGGGGCUCUCGCGACAUCUCACAAAGCCCAUGAAGUUGAUGCGAGCCAACAUAUUGCCAAGUGCGAUGCUCGGAGGCUCUACGAAACGGGGGAGGGCCAGUCUGGAGGAGGAGCGGUCGAGGAGGCGGUCGUGUUGGAGAUUCUAAGCAAGAGGAGCAUUCUUCAACUGAAGUACACUCUUUCGAGCUAUUGGCAUAUCUAUGGACAUGACUACUCCGAGUCACUGAAGAGGGGAAGCUCGAGUGAAUUUGAGGACGCACUCUACAUGGUAGUAAAGUGCAUCAUGAACUCGACUGACUAUUUUGCGGAGAAACUGUACCAGUGCAUCGAGGGGAAGAGCAGAGACAAGGGAGCCUUAAUACGCGUGAUGGUGAGCAGGGCCGAGGUCGAUCUAAAUGCAAUUCAAAGCUUUUUUAAGCGAAAAUACGGUAUCGAGCUGAAGGAUUCCAUUGCUAAAAGCAUCCCCCCAGGGGAUUACAGAGAGUUCCUCGUCGCUUUGGCAACGAAACCGACUUCUUCUGCACCAAGUACGGAGCUGGACUGAGAGAUCUAUAGGACUGAUGUUAGUUAACCUUACCUUGCAAAGUUACCUCUGACUGGAUUGUACCAUGCUUCUGGGCAAACUGCUUUAUUUGCAGUUGCUUCAGCUUUUCCAGAAAGGCUUUCGUGAAAGCAAAUGUACUCUGCUUAGCUUUUGGAAUGGAUUCUCGGGUUCGUUCGUCAGGGUCCAAUCCACUUAUAUACCGUGCAUAAUUCCAAAUCGUAAUCGGAAAAA